Komagataella phaffii GS115 is the source of this 1719-nucleotide messenger RNA. RefSeq lists its product as hypothetical. The record is from RefSeq and is a predicted model, not a curated record. Bases 1 to 1719 code for a protein of 572 amino acids. The transcript has a single exon. Gene Ontology annotation, cellular component: membrane. Lineage: Eukaryota; Fungi; Ascomycota; Pichiomycetes; Pichiales; Pichiaceae. Gene Ontology annotation, molecular function: sucrose:proton symporter activity.
AUGGAAGUCGGUCAGUAUGUGCCGGUAUCAACACCGAAAAGAUCAAAGCUUUAUAUUGCCGUGCUUACUUCUAUAAUUGGAGCUCUUCAGUUGUCUUGGGCAACUGAGUUUAGUGAGGGUACCCCCUUCUUGUUAUCACUGGGCAUAAGCAAAGCAAUGCUGGCCCUGAUUUGGAUUGCUGGACCUCUAAGUGGCACUAUUGGUCAACCAAUUGUUGGAAUCUACAGUGAUAAUUGUAGGAACCCAUUGGGUCGUCGAAAACCUUUUAUUGUCGGAGGAUGCCUUGCAACAUGUUUUUCAUUAUGGUUCUUAUCCCAUACUGUAGAAAUUGCAGGCUUUCUAUUUGGAGGUUCAAACGGCAGCGAAGGUUCAGAGAAACGACUGCGACAAGCUGCUAUCCCAUUUGCUGCAUGUGGGGUGUAUAUGUUAGAUUUUAGCAUCAGUGUGAUUCAAGCUUCCUCAAGAGCAUUUAUUGUGGAUUCUGUAAAUACAGACCAGCAACAAAUUGCCAAUGCUUGGGCUGCUCGCAUGAUUGGACUCUUCAAUAUUUUUGGAUUUUGGCUAAGCUCCACCGAUCUUACUCGGUAUUUUGGUGCCAAUUCUCAGUUCAAGACUCUAGCAACUAUUGCAGCUGCCACACUAUUUGCAGCGACGCUGGCGUCGUGUCUUAGUGUGAGUGAGAGAGAUCCCAAUAUCGAUGUUGGAAUCAUAGCCGAAAGGAAUCGCCGAAUGGAGCGACUUAGUAGACUGGGCUUGCACCCUGAUUCUUUAGGAUUUUUUGGAGUAUUGCGAUCUCUCUAUCUACAAACUAUUCAGAGUAUUAACAGACUUCCCAAACAAGUGCGUUUGGUAUGUGUCGCUGAAUUCUUUGCCUGGAUAGGAUAUUUUCCCAUGCUUUUCUAUACAACCACUUAUGUCGGGGAGCUAUUUCUCUCCGAAAAGGGCUAUACAAGCGAUGACUUGGCCAAAUUACCUAUUAACGAACGGCAAGCCCUGCUCGACGAUAGCGUGAGACGCGGCAGUGUAGCCUUGCUGGCCCAUGGAAUCAUCACUUUGUUGGUCGAUUUAUUGUUGCCCUUGCUAGUUGAUUGGCGGCUGAAAAAUAUGAGAAAGAGCCAAAUCCAUGAAUCUCAUGCUCCAGCUUGGAUAAAAUAUCUCAGAGUCAACCUUGCACAUCGAUGUUCAAUUGCAAAUAUUUGGAUUAUAUCACAUGUGGUAUUUAUGAGUUGUACUCUAUCGACUUUGUUCAUAUCAACAUCUGGCCAGGCUAUUGUUAUGUUUGGACUUAUGGGGAUACCCUGGGGAUGUGCGUUAUGGGUGCCAUUUGCAAUGAUAAGUGAGGAGCUGGGACGCAUCAGAGACAUCAAGGAUUUUGAUGCUACUUCUGACUUACAACCAAUGGAAGUAACUGAGCUCACACCUCACCGGUUGAUUAUUAAGAAAUACCAGGCGGUGGAGCAUGAGCCUGGUGUGAUAUUGGGCAUUCAUAAUGUUUUUGUAGCCGCUCCCCAAGUUAUUAGUUCUUUAGGAAGCAGCUUAGUUUUCAAGUUUUUCAAAAGUGACAGCUUGGGUAUGGUAUUCAGGUUUGGAGGAUUGGCCACUUUGGGAGCUCUCUAUUAUAGCACCCAGAUAGAAACUACCGAAAAGCUAGAGGCCCAAGACUGGGAGGAGGUGAAAGCGGAAGAGAACUCGGACCUAAAUCUGGGUCCUCAUAUGUAG